This is a messenger RNA of Trematomus bernacchii (emerald rockcod), 1167 nucleotides long. Its product is annotated as ceramide synthase-like. Gene Ontology annotation, molecular function: sphingosine N-acyltransferase activity. Gene Ontology annotation, biological process: ceramide biosynthetic process; lipid homeostasis. Gene Ontology annotation, cellular component: endoplasmic reticulum; membrane. Lineage: Eukaryota; Metazoa; Chordata; Actinopteri; Perciformes; Nototheniidae. The record is from RefSeq and is a predicted model, not a curated record. Bases 1 to 849 code for a protein of 282 amino acids. The transcript is spliced from 6 exons.
AUGUUGGCCCUCAUGGCCGCCGGCUGCGUCUUCUUCCCCGGAGUCUUCCUGCUGUCCAAACAUGCUCUGAAGCACAUGAUGGGAUGGAGCCGGGGGGAGGCUGACAUCGUGUCUGCACGUCUGGUGUCGUCGAUCCAGGCCAUCAUGGCUUCAGCAGCUGGAUUUAUCAUCACCUCCUCCUGCAGGGACGUCAUGGAGGACAGCCAUUGGCUGACGGACAACUACAUCCUGUUUGCUACGCCGUACUUUGCCUACGACAUCUACGCCAUGUUCCUGUGCUACCGUCACAGGCUGCAGGUCAAAGGUCACGAGGAGGAGGGGGAGGGGGGGAUUCGGUGGGCGUCUGUGGGGGGGUACCUGCGCAGAGAGAAGCUGAUGGUGCUGCAUCACAUCUUCAUGGUGACCUGCUGCUUCCCCGCUUCACAGAUGUGGCGUCAGGGGAAAGGAGAUUUCUUCCAGGGUGUUUUAUUUCUGGCUGAGCUCAGCACCCCGUUCGUCUGUCUUGGGAAAGUACUCAUCCAGUACCAGCAGCAGCACACUGUGCUGCACAAAGUGAACGGAGUCCUGAUGCUGCUCGCCUUCUUCUGCUGCCGGGUCCUACUCUUCCCUUACCUGUACUACGCCUACAGCAGGUAUGCGUCCAUCCCCGUGUACGUGGUGCCCCUGGUGGCCCCGUGGCAGUGCAACCUGGGGGCCGCCCUGCUGUGGCCCCUGCAGCUCUACUGGUUCACUCUGAUCUGCAGAGGGGCUCUCCGCCUGUCCGCCGCCGGUGGAUGCUCCAAAUCAACGUGUAAAGCUGACAAUGACUGCUGCCUGAGCUCCAGUAACGGCUGCAGGAAGAGAACAUGAGGCAACACAACGGACUCUGCACAUGUUCCGUUCACUUCAAAGGAAACCUCACAUCCUCAACAAGGGUCAUUUCUGUUAUGCAACAACAUAUUUUUCCACAUAACCUGCUUCCUCAUUAUUUUCUUGAACACUUCUGAGUUUAAGAUGGUCUCUAUUUUAUAUAUACAGAAUAAACCAAUGCAAUGUAAUGAACAUCAAAAUAACUAUUAACAGUAAAAUACUCAAAAUAUUUCUUUAUUAUUAUUUUAAAGGCCAUUGUAAUUUCUGUUUAAUUGUACAUUAUAUGUACAGUCAAUGAUUGUAUAUAUGUAUCGGAAA